CAACCAAUGUUUCAGUGUUUGGUGGAGUCAUGCAAUAGCAAAUUUUCAACUAGGAAAGAAAGAAAAAGUCAUGUUGUGAAAGUUCAUAAGUACCCAAGUAACUACAGAUUUGACCAGGAACAGAAUAAACUAAGUGCUCGCAAAGAGGGCAAGCAAUCAGUGGAAAUGGAAGUCAAGUUAGCAGGGGAAGAACAGGUCAACUUGAAGGCCAAGGCCAAAGCUCCAGGAACAGAAGGUGUGGACAGAAUGGAGAUCAAAGGCUCAUCACCCCAGAGGCGACAGUUCUCUUACAAGUGGGUUCAUUUUAGAAAUAUAUGGUUCUUAUCUUACCCAGCCCAAAUGACCUAGCUAGUAGGUGACUCUGGAGUCUUAAUAGUUGUUUGUCUGUCAAAACUAUCUUCAAAUGACCUCUUCUGAUGAAUUGCUGAUUGGAAUUUCACCAUAUUUUACAUGAAGCAUCCUUAGGUGGUGGAGAUUCCAACAUAUACAUAAUAUAAUAAUAAUUAUAA
Messenger RNA from Mizuhopecten yessoensis (Yesso scallop), 509 nucleotides. RefSeq names its product protein lethal(2)k10201-like. The transcript has 3 exons. The record is from RefSeq and is a predicted model, not a curated record. Bases 7 to 348 code for a protein of 113 amino acids. Lineage: Eukaryota; Metazoa; Mollusca; Bivalvia; Pectinida; Pectinidae.